AUGAAGUUCUUUACGGUCGCUGUCUUCCUCCUCUCCAGCAUGGCUUGGUGUUUCUCCUGCGAGUUCACCAACAUGGGUGACGGGAUCUGUGUCCCCAAUGCCGAAGAAUUUUCUCGCGGCUGGAAGUCGCAGCUCUGUUUUCAGGAGUCCGUCUGCAAGGAGAAAGGCGAUGGCUGCAUCAUAAACGCAAGACGCGACAACACAGGCCUAACCGACUUCAGAGCCAACUGCAGCGGUUGA
This is a messenger RNA of Fulvia fulva, 240 nucleotides long. RefSeq lists its product as uncharacterized. The record is from RefSeq and is a predicted model, not a curated record. The transcript is spliced from 3 exons. Lineage: Eukaryota; Fungi; Ascomycota; Dothideomycetes; Mycosphaerellales; Mycosphaerellaceae. Bases 1 to 240 code for a protein of 79 amino acids.